Molecule: messenger RNA, 1912 nt
Organism: Mytilus californianus (California mussel)
Lineage: Eukaryota; Metazoa; Mollusca; Bivalvia; Mytilida; Mytilidae
Exons: 6
Coding region: 101-1660 (519 amino acids)
Source: RefSeq, a predicted model, not a curated record
AUCUAUAUAAUAUCCAUUGCAAAUGUAAACACAAUGUAAACAUACUACUUCUGAUUCUCCUGUUUGAGUGUUUCUGUCACAACUGUACAUAACCUUUAUUAUGCAUGAUCAAAUAUUUAGGUUCAAUAGGUUUGUGAGCAUUGCAAAAUUGUUUCAACGGAAUUUCUCACGAAUAUCAAAAUACAGAAGUCAGCAAAAAUUAUCUGUUAAUAUCAACGAAGACAAGAACGAUUGUUUGAAAGAAGAAAUAAGGCACUACGUUGAUAAAAAUAAUCCCCAUGAAUACAAUUUAUAUGCUGUUGUAGCUGACGCUGCUCCAUUGACAUUUCUUCGACGGAAGGUUAACAAUCAACUAGGGGAACCAUUUUCCUCCAAUAGCAGUGUAUGGCAUUUCCCAUAUUAUAACUUGAAUGAUGAAAUGGAACUUGGGGAUCAAUGUGAUGUCAAAGUUGAAAUAAAAGGCAUAGGGGAUUACUCGUCUAAUAUAUAUAGAAAAGGUUAUGAAACUCUUCAGCAAUAUGCCAAUGGUGAAAUUUUAGACCAAGAUGUCAUUCCAGCGUUUACAGCACUUGAAAGAUUUUAUAAAAAUAAAGAAAUUCAUGAAAGAAGCCUACAAAAACUGAAAGAUAUUAAGCUGUCAGAAACUGAAGUAAUUAUAGUGAUGACCAAUCACCUUCUUUCUCAACUCCUUUAUCAUCCAACAAACUAUUUAAUUGAUGUGAAUUCUUUGGAGAAACCAACUGGAGAAUGUCCUUGUGAAUGUGGCAGUCAAAUACACUAUGGAUUUACUAAUAUUGGAAGUCAUCAGCUUUUUUAUGGUCCAGCAGACAUCAUAAUGUUCCCAUCUGCAAAGAAUACAAUUUGGAAUGAUAAAGAGAAUUCAUCUCUAUUCAAAAUCAUAGAUGGACAGAGUGAAUGGAGGCAGGAGGAAGACAUUGAUAAUCAUAAGGAACUAUCUCAAGAUGAGUUUGACACUUUAGAGCUAAAUAUAGAAACAGCAUUUACUGAUAAUCAAGUUAACCAAAUAUGUAAACAGGCAAUAGCUGUAUCUUUGUGGAAACAUAAAAGACACUUAAACAUCACUGAUGUACAUAAUGUUUCUGCUAAUUCAAUGAUACCUGUUUGUUUACUAAAUAAUACCAGAUAUAUGAUGGCUUUGUAUAAUGCAGAGUAUGAUUAUCUUUUAAGAAUGGAAAACAAGGGCAUACCUAUUUUUCAAAAUGAAGAUUGUAAUGAACUUAAUUUUUCUGCAGUUAUUGACUUAUGGCUCAUGAUUCACCAUUCUUUAUUUUCCUCAUUGCCAUCUGAAGAAGAUAUACAAAAAUUUAAAGGAACUUGUCAUCUUGCCACAAAACUAGAAGACACAUUUACAGAAAUUGUGAAAAGCUCAAAAUUUGAUUAUGUUGUAGCUGUAGAUAAUACUUCGCGGAAGCCAACAGAUGUAUUUUGGAACCGUUCAAGUUGUCCUGUUCCAACUUGUACAACAGAAGUAUGGAAAGUAAAAAGGUUACAUCCUUUCCCAGAAAAUUGGAUGAAAAUACCAGAAAAGGUCAAAGAUCAAAUAAAGAAUGAAUUAAAAAUUACAGAUGAAAUGGAUGCAUGUUGUUCAGUGUGUUUAGAUGGAAUUGUAAGAAGGAUGAACCAGCAGACGACAGAAUGAUUAAAAGAGUUUGCUCUAAAGAGACAUAAGGUUAACAGUCAACAAGACAACCUUGGUCUUCCGUUUGUUCUUCAAGCAUGAUCAAUAAAAGAGCUUGUGUGCACCAUAACUUGGAGUCCUCCAGAACUGAGUCUUUAAGAACUACACGCAUGAAUUUGAAGUGGUAGAAUACCUGAGAGGAAACCUAUCCUUAAAAGAUUCAAUAUGGACAUAUUUAACCAUAUUCAAUAAAUCAACUGACUUGUCAACAGA